Messenger RNA from Amphimedon queenslandica, 632 nucleotides. RefSeq names its product probable ribosome biogenesis protein RLP24. The record is from RefSeq and is a predicted model, not a curated record. Gene Ontology annotation, cellular component: nucleolus. Bases 44 to 553 code for a protein of 169 amino acids. The transcript has 6 exons. NCBI's taxonomy places the organism in Eukaryota, Metazoa, Porifera, Demospongiae, Haplosclerida, Niphatidae. Gene Ontology annotation, biological process: ribosomal large subunit biogenesis. Gene Ontology annotation, molecular function: structural constituent of ribosome.
AGCCACACCCAAAUGAAAUAAGUCAUCACACAACACAUGUGCGAUGAGGUUGGAAAAGUGCUAUUUUUGUUCUUCUACCAUUUAUCCAGGUCAUGGAAUCAUGUUUGUCAGAAAUGACUGUAAACAAUUUAGAUUCUGUCGGUCCAAGUGUCAUAAAGCUUUUAAGAGGAAGAGAAACCCUAGGAAAGUUAGAUGGACAAAAGCAUUUAGAAAAGCAAAUGGAAAGGAAAUGACUAUGGAUGCGUCAUUAGAAUUUGAGAGGAAAAGAAAUAUUCCUACAAAAUAUAGCAGGGAAGUUUGGGACAAAACAGUUGAAGCUAUUAAGAAAGUUGAAAAGGUCAAGGUCAAGAGACAAAAUCAGUUCAUUAAAAACAGGCUAAAGGCAGGUCUUAAAUUACAAAAUGAAGCUAACAAAAAAGAAGUUGAAAAAGGAAUUUAUUUACUGGAACAGCCAUCAAUUACUGCUGAUAAGAUAAUCGCUGCACAGAAAGAAAGGCAAGUAUCAAAAAGAGAAGAAAAAGAUGUUGAACAAAUGGAGGCUGAACAAGUAUAACUUUUAUAAUAGAAUAAACAAUUAACCACUAUCAUUCAAUAAUGUAUGUAUCUAUAUGAAAAAAGUUUAAAAAAACAAA